Penicillium egyptiacum is the source of this 819-nucleotide messenger RNA. The record is from the annotation of a GenBank genome assembly. Lineage: Eukaryota; Fungi; Ascomycota; Eurotiomycetes; Eurotiales; Aspergillaceae.
AUGCGCAUUCCCUGGGCAAGCUGGUUGCUCGCUGCCUGUAUGGGGACUACAAUCAACGCUUCCAACAUACUAGAAGUGGACCUAGUGUUUCCGCGCAACGAAACAUACGCGCCCACAGAGUGGUUCCCUGUUGUCUUUGCUGUCCAGAAUCCAGAGCGCGCGAGAUACCUGAACCUCGGACUUGAAUAUAUUUUAUGGAAUCUGGAUGACAGCAACGACGUCCGACCCUUCACCCAUGAGCUUAGAUGGGCAAACUGGACCGAUAAGAACCCGUACCUUGCACACGAGUUCACUGGUAUGUUCCGCAACGAGGGUCGGUGGAAAGUGACCUGGACCCUAAUGUGGGAGAGUUGCAACGAGUAUGCCUUUGAAAAUCAUCGUGACGUCAGAAAUAUGAUCAGCAACAUGACUAGUUGGUCAACCUGGUUCACCACUCAGAGUACCGCCCCUAAGGUAGAUCUCGUUGCUGCUACAGCCAACAAGACAUGCCUAGGGCAAUACGGCAUGGCAAUCAAUGUGACCGACAAAACUAUGCAAGUCCCCCAGGGUGUGACUUGGUCUGGCGGUGGCUAUACCAACGACACAUGCGUAGUGGUCGCGUCGUCCACCCAGACUCCUAGACCGGAUCCUUGCCGCGUCGAUAUUGACAAGACCAUUGUCGCAAGCAUGGAGGCCUCUUUGAAAAACCGCUUGUGCAACUGGUUAGAUCCACCAGCUGAUUGCCCUAAGGAUGACAAGAAUGCCGGGCAACAACUGGCUGUGGCUGGCGUAUCCUGCUUGCUCGCUGCAUUUGGGGCGUUGGGGUUCUUUCUUAUGUAA